CAGAUAUGAUGUCCCUAUGCCUCCAAAUACUUCUGCCUGGAUAAAUUAAAAAAUAAGGAUACAACCAUAGUGCAAUUUUUUAAAAAUCAGGCAAUUAACCUCAUGCAACAAGCCUAGUGUUCUCAAAUUGUCUAGUGGGUACAAUUGCUAAUGUACCAUUUCUGGAAUACCUUUUUCUUAAUUUAGUAAGCAUAGAUCCCUCUAAAACCUUGGGCAUACUUUUUGUGCAUACUUCCCUUCUUUAAUUCCUUGCUAAAUGAGAUGAAGAGAGCUCUCUUUGGACACAGAAACUUCUUUAAAAAUGGCAAUGGUGUCAGAAUUCCUCAAGCAGGCCUGGUUCAUUGACAAUGAAGAGCAGGAAUACACAGCAAACUAUUAAAGGAUCCAAAGGUGGUCCUGGGCCAGCAGUGUACCCCUUCCCCAGCUUCAAUCCAUCCUCGGAUGUUGCAGCCUUGCAUAACGCUAUAAUGGCUAAAGGUGUGGAUGAAGCAACCAUCAUUGACAUUCUAACCAAGAGAACCAACGCACAGCGCCAACAGAUCAAAGCAGCUUAUCUCCAGGAAAAAGGAAAGCCCUUGGAUGAAAUGCUGAGGAAAGCCCUCACAGGCCACCUUGAGGAAGUCGCUUUGGCUCUAUUAAAAACUCCAGCCCAGUUUGAUGCGGAUGAACUUCGUGCUGCCAUGAAGGGUCUUGGAACUGAUGAAGACACUCUGAAUGAAAUUUUGGCAUCAAGAACUAACAGAGAAAUCAGAGAAAUUAACAGAGUCUAUAGAGAAGAACUGAAGAGAGACCUGGCUAAAGACAUCACUGCAGACACCUCUGGAGAUUACCGGACGGCUUUGCUCUCUCUGGCUAAGGGUGACCGAGCUGAGGACUUUUCUGCAAAUGAGGACAUGGCUGAUUCAGAUGCCAGGGCAUUAUAUGAAGCAGGAGAAAAGAGAAAAGGGACAGAUGUGAAAGUGUUCACUACCAUUCUUACCAGCAGAAGCUUUUCCCACCUUCGCAGAGUGUUUCAGAAGUACGCCAAGUACAGUCAGCAUGACAUGACCAAAGUGCUGGACCUGGAGAUGAAAGGUGACAUCGAGAAAUGCUUCACAACUAUCGUGAAGUGUGCCACAAACAAGCCGAUGUUCUUUGCUGAGAAGCUUCAUCAGGCCAUGAAGGGUGCUGGAACACGUCAUAAGAUAUUGAACAGGAUUAUGGUUUCCCGUUCUGAAAUCGACAUGAAUGACAUCAAAGCAUGCUAUCAGAAGUUGUAUGGUAUCUCUCUCUGCCAAGCCAUCCUGGAUGAAACCAAAGGAGACUAUGAAAAAAUCCUGGUGGCUCUCUGUGGAGGACAAUAAACAUUCCUUUGACGAUUUCAAGCUUUUGAUCAGAAGAUUUUUAAAUCAUAUCUCUAU
Myotis davidii is the source of this 1400-nucleotide messenger RNA. RefSeq names its product annexin A1 (gene ANXA1). The record is from RefSeq and is a predicted model, not a curated record. Gene Ontology annotation, molecular function: calcium-dependent phospholipid binding; calcium ion binding; phospholipase A2 inhibitor activity. Gene Ontology annotation, cellular component: cytoplasm; plasma membrane. Lineage: Eukaryota; Metazoa; Chordata; Mammalia; Chiroptera; Vespertilionidae. The transcript has 13 exons. The coding region runs from base 348 to 1343 and encodes 331 amino acids. Gene Ontology annotation, biological process: regulation of hormone secretion; negative regulation of T-helper 2 cell differentiation; regulation of cell shape.